Messenger RNA from Psammomys obesus (fat sand rat), 2549 nucleotides. Its product is annotated as sodium- and chloride-dependent betaine transporter. Gene Ontology annotation, biological process: sodium ion transmembrane transport; neurotransmitter transport. The coding region runs from base 290 to 2176 and encodes 628 amino acids. Lineage: Eukaryota; Metazoa; Chordata; Mammalia; Rodentia; Muridae. The record is from RefSeq and is a predicted model, not a curated record. The transcript has 15 exons. Gene Ontology annotation, cellular component: plasma membrane. Gene Ontology annotation, molecular function: gamma-aminobutyric acid:sodium:chloride symporter activity.
GCCCUUCUGGUCUGGAGGCCAGAGGCCAGGUCGCUGUUAUUCACAGCACACUGAAGAUCUGGACAGAAGGGCCAGCUCGCAUGGUGGCCGGCUAUAAAGAUCAAAGGGAAUUUUAGCUCUAAGUUCCUCAGUGAUGGGGUUUUAGUCACAGCUCUGCCCCUGGGUGGUGUUGAGCAAGUCUCUGAUCCCUAAAACCCUGCUUUGUCUGCUGAAGACUUGGCAAGCUAAGAUCUGCUUCCUGUUGGCUCAGCCUCAUAACUCUGAGAGUGGAGUGUCACUUGAGGCAGAAAUGUCAUCAAGAGCUUGGGAAGAAAGGGCCUCCUUAUCCAGUAUGGACAGAAAAGUUGCAGUCCAUGAAGAUGGGUAUCCAGUGGUCUCUUGGGUCCCUGAGGAGGGAGAGAUGAUGGACCAGAAAGGCAAGGACCAGAUGAAGGAUCGAGGCCAAUGGACCAACAAGAUGGAGUUUGUGCUGUCAGUGGCUGGGGAGAUCAUUGGGCUAGGCAACGUCUGGAGGUUUCCCUAUCUCUGCUAUAAGAAUGGAGGUGGUGCUUUCUUCGUCCCCUACUUCAUCUUCUUCUUCAGCUGUGGCAUCCCGGUGUUCUUCCUGGAGGUGGCACUGGGCCAGUAUAGCAGCCAGGGGAGUGUUACUGCUUGGAGGAAGAUCUGUCCCCUCCUCCAAGGCAUUGGCAUGGCAUCUGUGGUCAUUGAGUCUUACUUGAACAUCUACUACAUCAUCAUCCUUGCCUGGGCUCUCUUCUACCUCUUCAGCUCCUUCACCUGGGAGCUUCCCUGGACAACUUGCACCAACUCCUGGAACACAGAGCACUGCGUGGACUAUCUGAACCACUCAGCAGCCAGAGCAGUGAGCCACUCGGAGAAUGUCACCUCACCUGUCAUGGAAUUCUGGGAGAGACGGGUUUUGGGCAUUACGUCCGGCAUCCAUGACCUGGGGUCCCUGCGCUGGGAGCUGGCCUUGUGCCUUCUGCUCGCCUGGAUUAUCUGCUACUUCUGCAUCUGGAAGGGGGUCAAGUCCACGGGCAAGGUUGUUUACUUCACAGCCACUUUCCCCUACCUCAUGUUGGUUAUUCUCUUGAUCCGGGGUGUCACCCUGCCUGGAGCCUACCAGGGCAUCGUCUUCUACCUGAAGCCAGACUUGCUCCGCCUCAAGGACCCCCAGGUGUGGAUGGAUGCGGGCACCCAGAUCUUCUUCUCCUUUGCCAUCUGCCAGGGCUGCCUGACGGCCCUGGGCAGCUACAACAAGUACCACAACAACUGCUAUAGGGACUCCAUCGCCCUCUGCUUCCUGAACAGUGCUACCAGCUUCGUGGCUGGGUUUGUCGUCUUCUCCAUCCUGGGCUUCAUGUCUCAAGAACAGGGGAUACCCAUUUCUGAAGUGGCUGAGUCAGGUCCCGGGCUGGCCUUCAUAGCCUUCCCCAAAGCCGUGACAAUGAUGCCUCUGUCCCAGCUGUGGUCCUGCCUUUUCUUCAUCAUGCUCCUCUUUCUAGGGCUGGAUAGCCAGUUCGUCUGUAUGGAGUGCCUGGUGACCGCCUCUAUGGACAUGUUCCCUCAGCAGCUCCGGAAGAGAGGCCGCAGGGAGCUGCUGAUCCUGGCUGUGGCUAUUGUUUGCUACUUGAUGGGGCUUCUUCUGGUCACUGAGGGCGGGAUGUAUAUCUUCCAGCUCUUUGACUACUAUGCCUCUAGCGGCAUAUGCCUGCUCUUCCUCUCCUUGUUCGAGGUGGUCUGCAUCGGCUGGGUGUAUGGGGCGGACCGUUUCUAUGACAACGUAGAGGACAUGAUUGGCUACCGGCCGUGGCCCUUGGUGAAGAUCUCCUGGCUCUUCCUGACCCCUGGCCUUUGCCUGGCCACCUUCAUCUUCUCCUUGAGCAAGUACACACCUCUCCAAUACAACAAUGUCUAUACGUACCCUUCUUGGGGAUACUCCAUUGGAUGGCUCUUGGCUUUCUCCUCCAUGGGCUGUGUCCCACUCUUCAUCAUCAUCACCCUCCUGAAGACCCAGGGUUCCUUCAAGAAGCGCCUUCAAAUACUCAUCACACCGGACCCGAGUCUGCCCCAGCCACAGCAGCGUCCACCUCGGGACGGCUCCCCUGCUCAAAACUGUUCUUCCUCUCCUGCCAAGCAAGAGCUCACUGCCUGGGAGAAGGAGACACACUUGUAGGAAGCGCCAGAGGCCAGGUGGUUCCAGAGCCAGGAACCUGGUCAAGGCUACUUCCACCCAGGGAUAACCUCUGCUCCGUCCUGCUGAGGCCUUCGAGGUCUCUGGAAAAGCCCUUCCGGGAGCCACUUUUCUGUGCAGCUGGAAUGGCUGGCCAACCUCUCAGUCCUUCCCAACCGUGCUCCAGGAAGCUGUGUUUGCCAUGUUCUUUGUACUCAAAACCCCGACUUCUUGGAUUAAGAAACCAAGAGCUGGACAGGCAGAGUGAUGCUCUGCAGAGCCCAAGAGCCUCCUCGGACUUUGCUGCUCUUUGCUGAGGCUCUUGGGCCUUCAGCCUCUCCCUUGCCUCCAUAACAAGCCUUUACAGAAUACCCGA